CCUCACCUCAAAUGAUUUUGUCCUAUGCUCGUUCGCUUACGAUCUGAAAUCUGACACCUGACGAUUGAUGAGCUCCAGAAUCGAAGCCAGUGCCCCUCCUGUGCGACCCGUCUAUCUUCCUUGAAUAUUCACGCUGUCCUGUUGAUUCUAUCCUGUCUACGCGGCAUCAGCGCCUCGGCAUCAGCUACCGCCGGCAAACAUGUCGCAAGUCUCCUCACCGCGCGUCGCUGUCCUCCAUGCCGCGACGCUCUCCCUCGUUCAGGAACGAAGCCGGUCCAUCUCCCUUGGUCUACCUGCGUCGACAUCGACCAACAAGCUGAUUGAGAAAAAUAUCAAAACACUCACGAGUAGCGCAACCGAACUGACGGCGGAUUUAGAAGAAAAGAAUCGGCUGGCAAAAGCAGGUCGCAUUGGCCUUGAGGAGGUCAGAGAGGCAGAGGAUGCAGUGACGGAGCUUAAGACAAACUUGGAGAACCUGCUCCACUUGCUUGGGACAGAUGAAUGGGCUACAGAGGUUCGAUCAAGGACGAAUGAAUCAUGUCUGCUUCUUGCACCAUCGCAACCCACUUCGUCGGUGCCAGAGCAUAGCCUGGCCGAAGCGUCAACAAGCAGGUCAACGUAUCCAGUGCAAUACCACGACGACGUGGAAGAAGAUACAGAUGUCAACAUACGCUUACUUCGAAGCCAAAAGGAUCAGAUGCAAGAUCAGGAUGCUCAACUUGACAAGCUCGGUGCAAGCAUCGCGCGCCAACAUCACCUCAGCUUACAAAUGAACGAGGAACUAGAGUCACAGGGUGAGCUGCUGAACGAACUGGACGACGGUGUGGGCCAAACGACUCUACGACUGGGUCGAGCUAGCAAUCAAACGGACCGCUUUCGGCGAGCUGCUCGUGACCAUGCAUCAAGCUGUACCAUCAUCGGUCUGAUCAUGAUUCUGGUAACGCUGAUCGCGAUCUUUAAAUGAGACCUGACCUUCUUUAUAUGGGUCACAAGCCGCCAAAGCUUCAGACAAACAUGUCCCUUUCUCUAGGUGACUCUACAAUACAGGGUUCACAAGUGCGAAGCUUGUACGAUUAUUCGAAACGAGAGAAAACAGGUGCUGAGUAUCAUCUGAGAGGGUAUCGGUCUCUACUGCAAUCAAGCUUUGUUGUAUAAUAAGAAGUCGAAUAAGGGAAAUCAACGAGGGAUUGCCUCUGGU
Molecule: messenger RNA, 1198 nt
Organism: Tilletiaria anomala UBC 951
Lineage: Eukaryota; Fungi; Basidiomycota; Exobasidiomycetes; Georgefischeriales; Tilletiariaceae
Product: snare-domain-containing protein
Exons: 4
Coding region: 200-964 (254 amino acids)
Biological process (GO): vesicle fusion; intracellular protein transport
Cellular component (GO): SNARE complex; endomembrane system
Molecular function (GO): SNAP receptor activity; SNARE binding
Source: RefSeq, a predicted model, not a curated record